Molecule: messenger RNA, 3065 nt
Organism: Acanthochromis polyacanthus (spiny chromis)
Lineage: Eukaryota; Metazoa; Chordata; Actinopteri; Pomacentridae
Product: B-cell CLL/lymphoma 6 member B protein-like
Exons: 4
Coding region: 190-1497 (435 amino acids)
Biological process (GO): regulation of transcription by RNA polymerase II
Molecular function (GO): DNA-binding transcription factor activity; RNA polymerase II cis-regulatory region sequence-specific DNA binding
Source: RefSeq, a predicted model, not a curated record
UUCGGCUUUUAUUUUGAGGAGACAACGACCGACUCCGAGCACCGACGGUCACUGGAGCAUCGCCUCCUCUCCCGGCCGCUCAGCUGCUGCUCUGUGGACACCAGAACACCGGCCCGACCUGCCGCCGAUCCCCGCUCUACUCCCCCGUAAUUCACCUCGCGGUCGUCGUGCUUUUUCCCGCCGCUCAGGAUGACGAGCUACUCGGCGUUUCACUCUCAGCUGACGUCCAUCAUGGAGGCGCUGACCAGAGCGGCGGUGGCGGAGAUCAGCGAGCUGGUGGACGACAGCUACGCCGUCCUGCAGCUGGAGAUCAGCCGCAGCCGCAAGGAGAACGAGUCGCUGCGGAGGAAGCUGGAGCUCAUCGAGUCCAUCAUCGCCCGGGGUCACCGGGGGAACGCCGCGGUGCUGGACUACGGCGGCCCGGUGGAAGCGGAGGAGGGCGGCGGAGAGCUGCUGGACUUUACCGUGGAACGUGUCUUACCGGCUGCGCUGAGCUCCAAACAGCCAAAAUCCUCCAACCUCGUCAGAUGUGGAAGAGUUUUGAUGCUGGAGUCAACUCCUGCAGCCACGGAGGAUCCUCCGACAGCAGCUUCAGAGCAGCCGGACGAUCAGGACGUCGUCGUGAUAAAAGAGGAAGUGACGAAAGAGGAAGUGGACGAGAACGUCAACGGAGACGAGCUGCUGCUGACCGAAGACGGAAGUGAAGCGCCGCCGUCGGCUGCAGACGACAGCGAGGAAGGACCGUCUGGGAUGUCCAUCUCCUCCGACAUCCGGCCGUGGGACCAGAACAGUGGCGGGCUGUCGGAGCGCCUCGGGCACCAGGACUCCCACAGUGCAGCGGGUUCUCCGGGUCCUGCGGGCGCCGCUGAAGGCAGCUCUUCAGACGUCGUGUUCGAUUUGGCCUCGGAGUCGGACUGCGACGCUCCGUCUGCAGUCCAGACCAGGAAGCCGUUCUUGCUCGGGUCGGGAGGAAACCCCUCAGAGCUGAAGCGAGGCCUGAUCGGUUCCCUUUCCUACGACUCAGAACUGGACCUGUGCUCCUCAUGGACCAAUCAGGGCCUCCCCAGCAUGGUGCCUCACCGGCCGUACCUGAAGCCCGACCACCGGCCGACGCUCCUGGACAAACCGUCCGACAUGAGCACCGCCGCCGGUUUCCCCCUCGCGCUGGCCCUGGGCGGAUCCCGGCUGGACCCUCUGGACGUCAGCCGGUACUGCAGAGACCGGCGCUUCGUCUGCAGCUACUGCGGUAAAUGCUUCACGUCGUCCCGCAGCCUCGAGACGCAUGUCCGCGUCCACACCGGAGAGAGACCGUACAGCUGCGCCCAGUGUGGGAAACGCUUCACGCAGUCGGGUCACCUGAAGACGCACCAGAGCGUCCACACCGGGGAGCGACCGUUUGCCUGCGAGCACUGCGGGAAAAGAUUCGCCGGAAAACAGAACCUGAGGAUCCACCAGCAGAAACACCACACGGCUGAACAGGCAGCGGCUCCGGUUUAGUUUAACAAACACUGACAGGCCUGAACACUGUGCAGAGACCAGAAGGAACAGAGACUGUAGACUGUAUCAGCCCUGCUGGAGGUUUAACCUUUAAGGACAAGAAUUUACCAAAAAAAAUAAGAUUAUUUUAUGUCAAAGUGAAAACAGAUUCUUCAAAGUAAUGUCAGUUAAAAAAUGUAAAAUAAGUGAUCAUCACUUCUAAAGGACUAAUUCAACACAGAAGUCAUCAGUCAGUAAUGGAUGAUCUGAGAUCAGUGAUGGGAGGAUAAAGACUCCUGGAUCUGAAGGUCCAGUCUCUGGAGGAUCCAAAGUCUGGGAUAGAACUACACGAUGAAGACUGAAGAACCAAGAAACUCUGAGGAAAGGUUGUUGAAGAGCAUCAGUCAGGACGAUACAAGAACAUUUAAAGUUCCUGAAGAUCUGAGUCCAGUUAAAUCCAUCAUUAAGAAAUGGCAGGAAGAUGGAACAUGAAUAAAUCUGACUAGAGCAGGACGUCCUCAAGACCUGAGAGACUAGAGAGGGAGGCCACCAAGACUCUAUGACUCCUCUGAAGGAGAAAGAGACUAGAGAGGGAGGCCACCAAGACUCUAUGACUCCUAUGAAGGAGUUACUACAGACUAGUGAUUGAGGCCAAGUGAAACCUGGACUAGAGUUCACCAGUAGGCAGGUGGAGACUCUGAAGUCACCUGGAAGAAGGUUCUUUGGUCUGAGGAGACCAGGAUGGAGCUUUAUGUCCAUCAGACUAGACAUCUAAUUUGACACCAAAGCACGGUGGUGGCAGCAUCAUGGUGUUCCUUAGCAGCAGGUCCUGGAAGGCUGGUAGAGGGUAAAUGAAAUUCUAACCUGAUGAUGAGACUUGGAGAAGAUCAGUUUUCCAUCCAGAUGAUGAGUCGAAGCAAACAGACAAAGAUCCUCAGAGAUGGUUCAAAGACAACAAGGUGGACGUUCUGAGAACUAAAGGUUCUGUAGAUCAGGAUCCCUGAGGAACCUGACAGAGUUUAACAGAAGGUCCAGAUGUUCAGACUGAUGGAGACCAGCAGGAUCAAUGAUGGAACUGAAGGUUUUUCUAAUAGAUACCGAACUUAAGGUGGUGAAUAAUUAUACAGACGCUUAUUUUACUUGUUCUAUUUUUUAAAUAAUUGACAUUACUUUCUAGAAAUGUUUUCACUUGACAUGAAAAGUCUUUUUUUUGUAAAUUUUCGUCAGAACGGGGGAAAACUGAGCAGGUGUGACAGUUUUUCUGAACUCUGCAGCUCUGGAGUGACGGUUAGGACCUCACUGCUGUGACUGAAUGCUGUUUUUAAAGAGGUUUAACAGGAGAUGGGUGCUUUUUCAUUAAAAACUGAUGGACAUCUCUGACUGCUGUAACUGCCAGGCCUUACUCAUUCUAACAGCCUCAGUACUGAAGUAAAACGUUAAAAAACGACCAGAUCCACAUCGAUUGUUACCUCAGAAAGGACAUGGGCAUCGAGACUCGUUAGAAGCAUGAGAAUGUUCACUGGUUGGUGUGUAUCUGAAAUAAAAGUCCAAUCUGGGAUGAUUUCCUCCUAGAUUUACUGAUAAAUGCA